This is a messenger RNA of Effrenium voratum, 672 nucleotides long. The record is from the annotation of a GenBank genome assembly. NCBI's taxonomy places the organism in Eukaryota, Dinophyceae, Suessiales, Symbiodiniaceae.
AUGGGGGUGCCCUGGUUGGACAACUUCCUGGACCUCGCGGGGCCUCGCUUUGGCCAAAGAUGGCAGGAGGCCUCACGAGACUAUGCCAGGCGCUUCACGGGCUCGGAGAACCCCACGCGCGUGAAGCUCCGCUGGGACGAGGAGUUCCUCUACGUCGGGGCGGAGCUCACCUCCAGGGCGGUGGCCGCUUCGGUGUCCGGCCACUGCGAGAACUUGAGCAGCACGGUAUGGCAGAACCCAGUGCUGCCCUACUUUGACGACGACUUCGAGGUCUUCAUCGAUGCUUCCCAGAGCAACUACUUCUAUGUGGAGUUUGAGAUGAAUGCUAGGAACGCGAGCUACUGCACUUUGUGGUCGCUGCCCCAGGCGGGCCUCGGCUCCGUGGCCCCGGAGUGCGGGGCGCCGGGGACGCAGCCGGGAGGGGUCUGCUGCAACAGCAGCUGGAACGGAGGAAAGGGCCUUUGCGACCACGGAGUUGAGCGCGAAGGCACCGCCUGGACCAUGGAGAUGUUUGCGCCCCUCCAGCGGCCUGGACGGGGCAUGAUGUCGGCGGCGACCAACAGCACGGAGAAGUGGACGCUGGAAAUCCGCUUUCCCAUACUUUCCAGCCACCUGGCAGAGGGACUGCACGAUGGUUUCCACUGCGCCAUUCUGGAAAAGCGCAACAAGUGA